CGCCUUUCCUUCACAACUUCUCUGCAAAUUUUUCCCCUUUUGUAAGAUUCCCAUGAUUAAUUUACCUUCUUCACACCGGCAUUCAUUUUUCUUGGUGUAAUUUUUAAAUUCCAGCUCUGUAAUAAUCAUCCCUGCAAUAUAAUAUCCAUUCAUAUAUGAUGAUGAUCCUUUGAUUGUUCCUGUUUCCAUGGCCCGAGACAAAUUUGCCCAAGGGAACUUGUAAGGGCUGAAUCAAUGGGGAAGCCUUUUGCUAGGAAGAACAGUAGUGUAGUGUCAAGGUCGAAUAAUGGGAGCUUCAAGGCACUCGGGAAAGGGGUCGUGGAGCGGUCCUAUAGCUGCAAGGCAUUUGAUGAGGACACCACAGUCUUCAUUGACAUGUCGCAAGAACUGAAGGAAGAAGGGAAAAGACUGCAGCAAAGGCACGACUAUGAAGGCGCCAUGUUAAAGUACGAGAAAGCCCUCGCUUUGCUCCCCAAGAACCAUAUCGGCGUUGCUCUCUUGCACACUAACUUGGCAUCUUGCUACAUGCAAAUGGGGAUCGGCGAGUAUCCAAGCGCGAUAAACGAGUGCAAUUUAGCCCUUGAAGUGUCUCCCAAGUACACCAAAGCUUUGAUUAGGAGGGCAAAAUGCUAUGAAUCUUUGCAUAGGCUUGAUUUGGCGCAAAGGGACGUGAAUCAUGCUUUGGGUAUAGAACCUAAUAACUCGUCCGCUUUGGAGCUUUCCAAUAAGAUCAAGAAACAAAUGGAAGGGAAGGGUCUACAGCUUGAAGAUAAAGAAAUUGUGCAGCACGUUGAACCGCAAAUCACUUCCGCUAGCAAAGUAAGAGAUAAUAAGGUGAAGAAAAAGAAGAGCCAUAAACAUGAUAAGAAGAAGGUAGAGGAAGUCGAGUCGAAAAAGGUCGAGGAGGAAGAAAAGAAGACUGAAGACAAGGUGGUGGUAGACGAGACGAUAAGCAUCAAGGAAGAGAAACCUGAGAUGAAGACUGUGAAAUUAGUACUUGAGGAGGAUAUAAGAUGGGCACAAUUACCAUUGAAUUGCAGUAUUGGAUUGGUGCGAGAAACGGUUUUGAAUCGAUUCCCAAACAUGGCAGGUGCACUCAUCAAGUAUAAGGAUCAAGAAGGUGAUCUGGUCACUAUCACGACGACUGCUGAGCUUAGGAUGGCUGAGGCCUCAUCUCUUGAUAAAAACACUUUUUUAAAGUUGUACAUCAGAGAAGUGAGUCCUGAUGAAGAACCGGUUUACGAAUGGUUCGAAGAGGAAAAACUUCAGAGAAGAAGGUACAAAUCCUCCACAAGUAAUUUGGAGAGAGGGAGGGAAGAGGAGACCGGACCGAUUUGCAUAGAGGAGUGGAUAGUACAAUUCGCACGACUCUUCAAAAAUCAUGUUGGCUUCGAAUGCGACUCGUAUUUGGACAUCCAUGAGAUAGGGAUGAAGAUAUACUUAGAAGCUAUGGAAGAUUCAGUCACGAAUGAGGAUGCAGAAGAACUUUUCAAAAUUGCUGCAGAAAAGUUCCAAGAAAUGGCAGCACUGGCAUUGUUCAAUUGGGGAAAUGUUCACAUGUCCAAGGCAAGGAAGAGAGUGUACUUCACAGAAGAUGGGUCUAAAGGGUCAGUCAUGGAACAGGUCAAACACGCAUUUGAUUGGACCAAAAAUGAAUACACAAUGGCUGCAAGGAGGUACGAGGAAGCUGUCAAGCUCAAGCCAGACUUCUACGAAGGCUUUCUUUCUCUGGGACAACUAAAAUUUGAACAAGCAAAGCUACACUGGUACUAUAUGGUUGGUAAUGGGAGAAAAGUCGACUUAGAGAGCGGUCCAUUUGCCGAGGUGCUAGAAAUGUAUAAUGACGCCGAGGACAACAUGGAGAGGGGAUUGCAGAUGCUGGAGGAGGCAGAAGAACAGCGGCUUAACGGACUGUCCAAACAUGAAGAACACAAAUCCCUUUUGUCCAAGAUGGGGUUGGAUGGGCUACUAAAGGAUGUCAAACCUGAAGUGGCUGAAGAACAAGCUGCUAAUAUGAGGUCUCAAAUUUACCUCUUAUGGGGUGCCUUGUUGUAUGAGCGUUCCGUUAUGGAGUAUAAGCUGGGUUUACCCACAUGGGAGGAGUGUCUGGAAGUUGCAGUGGAGAAGUUUGAACUGGCUGGUGCAUCUCAAACCGAUAUAGCUGUCAUGAUAAAGAACCACAAUUCUAACGAUACGGCUUUGGAAGGGUUCAAGGUUGAUGAGAUUGUACAAGCAUGGAAUGAAAUGUAUGAUAGCAAUAGGUGGCGGAAAGGCGUCCCAGCUUUUCGCCUAGAGCCACUCUUCCGCCGCCGUGUUCCUCAACUUCAGACCGUGCUGGAGAAUCUAUAAACUAUCAACACGUGGCAUUUUCGUUUCUUUGUUGGGGUGGACAGAAGAUUCUUAUACUUUCAUUUACAUACAUAUACAUAGAAGUUGCCCACUUAGAUUACAUUUUGGGUGAAAUUACCUAAACAUUAAACAGCCUCCCUACUUUGGAAUAGGAGUAAAGUCGGCAUACACACAUCCUCCAAAUCCUACUCUUGUGGGAUUU
Cuscuta campestris is the source of this 2551-nucleotide messenger RNA. The record is from the annotation of a GenBank genome assembly. Lineage: Eukaryota; Viridiplantae; Streptophyta; Magnoliopsida; Solanales; Convolvulaceae.